Messenger RNA from Musca vetustissima, 1731 nucleotides. RefSeq names its product pickpocket protein 19-like. The coding region runs from base 1 to 1731 and encodes 576 amino acids. Gene Ontology annotation, biological process: sodium ion transmembrane transport. Gene Ontology annotation, cellular component: membrane. The record is from RefSeq and is a predicted model, not a curated record. NCBI's taxonomy places the organism in Eukaryota, Metazoa, Arthropoda, Insecta, Diptera, Muscidae. The transcript has 7 exons. Gene Ontology annotation, molecular function: ligand-gated sodium channel activity.
AUGGCCUUUCCGGAUUUCAAGCCAGCCCAACCCGAAGCCAUACGCCGUUUAAAUCAAAAAUAUUCUCGUCGCGACUCACAAAAUCGUACCUAUGCCAGUCGUAAGGAAUAUCUGUUGAAAUUAAAGGAUGACCUCUUGGAGCUGUUGGCAGCGUUUAGUGAAAAAACCACUGUGCAUGGCAUGGGUAGGCUAUUCAAUCGAAAUGCUAAUAAAUAUGAAAGAUUAUUCUGGCUAAUAACCCUUAGCUUGGCCAUAUUUGGUACAACCUAUGUUUGCAUUUUUCUUUCGGAUCGUUUCAAUGCCGGCAAUCUCCAAUCGAUUGUCGAUGAUACCGGUGCCCCAGUCUACAAGAUACCAUUUCCCACCAUCACCAUCUGUAAUGUGAAUCGUUUGAAUUGGCAGCGGAUCGAUGAGGCCAAGGAACGUUUCUUACCGGGUGUAACGGACAAUGAAACCCUGAAUGUCUUCGAAUUGGUUAUCGGCCGCUAUGAUCGCUUGGAAUUCGGCCAUUUCGAUUUAUUUGACCCAUUGGAAAAUCAGCCACUGAAUUUAGUGGCGAAUGUGAAUUUUUCCCUGGUCUAUGAAUUUAUGACAUGGAACUGUGAUGAGUUGUUGACAGAUUGUGUUUGGCGUCAUCGUGCAAUGAAUUGUUGUGAAAUAUUCCUGCAGAGACGUAGUAAAAAUGGUAUCUGCUGGAGUUUUAAUACCGUCGAGACGGAAGAGGGUCGACAAAGGAAGAAAGACGAUCCAAAAUAUCCAUGGCGUACCGGUAGUGCUGGACCGCAGAGUGCUUUGACAGUGAAGGUGCUUAUUAAUCGGGAGGGCCAUUAUAGCUCAGACGUGGAGAAGGGGAUAAUGGUCAUGGUCUCUGAGCCCAAUGUCUGGCAUAGUGAGCCCUUUUUCAUACCCGAGAAUACGGAUACCACAAUUGGCAUAGAUCCCACAAUUUAUUUCUUUGAUGAAAAUACCCGGAGCUUGACAUCAGCCCAAAGGCAGUGUGUGUUCAAUGACGAACACCAAUACCAUAACUUCAAGGUAUUGCAAGGCUUUGACUACAUGAUCGAAAAUUGUCAGGCGGAAUGUCAUCAGGACUAUUUGGAGAAAUAUUGCAACUGCAGCAUGGAUAUACUGUUUCCACCAGGACAACACAAACCCUGCCGUGUUACCGAUCUAGUGUGCCUGGCACGUAACAAUGAUUAUUUCCGUUAUACUCAUCAAGAGGGCGCUGAUGAAUAUGUCCGUCACACCCACACCGGCAUGAAGUGUAAAUGCUUCAAUAAUUGCUAUUCACUGCAGUACAUGACCUAUGUCCGACCGACAUUUUUACCACCGGAUGUACGUGGCAAUAAAUCAUAUGUGGAUUUGGAUAUACAUUUCCGUUCGGAAACGAUGAUGGUCUAUUGUACAAAUUUGGUAUUUAGUUGGAUUGAUUUAAUGGUGGCUUUUGGUGGCAUUGCUGGCCUUUUUAUGGGCUGCUCCCUCAUCAGUGCUGUGGAGGUAUUCUAUUUCCUCUUCAUACAGAUACCAACCUUUGCCUAUCGGGAAUAUAAAGCCAGGCAGGAAUUACAUCGUACAGAGGCCCAACAACAAUACAAUCAAAAUAUUUUACAAAAUAGCAAUAACAACAACUAUCGCAGGCAAUCGGAUUACUAUAGGACGGAGCGGAAAAGUUUGCCGAAAAAUCGCAUAUCAAUUGUGGAGAAUCUAAAUAAAAAUAAUUAUAUAAAUUAA